This is a messenger RNA of Cooperia oncophora, 324 nucleotides long. The record is from the annotation of a GenBank genome assembly. Lineage: Eukaryota; Metazoa; Nematoda; Chromadorea; Rhabditida; Trichostrongylidae.
AUGAAAACUUGGAAACCCAUAAAGGCCGUUGGAGACCAGUUUCUUAGCGACCCAUGUGGGAUUGGCCAUAUAUGUUCUCCUUGUGAAGCGUGGGAAGACGAGAUCAAAAGAAGAAGAUACCAGGAUGGACAAGAUUUCAAAGCUUCAACUGGGAAGCGCCUAAGGAAACGAGUGAGUGAAUCGAAAGAAGGCGAAGAAAGCAGUAAAAGGUCCAAAAGUUUACCAACCAGGAAAAGUGACGGAGCAGUAAAAACCGAAACAGGAGAUUAUUAUGAAUAUAUGUUGAAAUAUUUAUCAGAAAACAGUAUGUCGUCCAAGGAAUAA